Stylophora pistillata is the source of this 2115-nucleotide messenger RNA. Its product is annotated as organic cation transporter protein. NCBI's taxonomy places the organism in Eukaryota, Metazoa, Cnidaria, Anthozoa, Scleractinia, Pocilloporidae. The record is from RefSeq and is a predicted model, not a curated record. Gene Ontology annotation, molecular function: transmembrane transporter activity. Gene Ontology annotation, biological process: transmembrane transport. Gene Ontology annotation, cellular component: membrane.
CUGUGGGAGAAACUGCAAAUGAUUGACUUGCAGGGUUGUAGAUGUCAUCCUUUUGUCCUGUGUUAUCAGGUGCGUGUUGUCCUUUGUCCUCCAGAUCGUCAUCAUCGUUAUCAUUUCGUUCAUCAUCAUCUUCAUCAUCUUCGUCGUCGUUUUCAUCUUCUUGGGAGCAGGUCUUGUAUGGCGUUCCUGGGUUUAAGCCCUCUACCCUACUUCUAUUCAAAACUGAGCUUCUUGUCAUAUCAUCUCAUAACCAUGCUCGACCAGCCUUGUCACUUAUUCAUGUCUGUGAUGAGAGAGUGCUGGCUUCUUCAAGAGCAAGUAACAUUGGAGUUCUUUUUGAUGAAUCUCUAAAUAUGGCUCUUCAAGUUUGCCCUCAAGCUCCUCAAGUUUGCUCCUCAAGCUCCUCAAUUUGCAAAUCGGCAUUCUAUCAUCUUCGUAAACUUAGUAUCAUUCGAAGAUAUCUCACCGCUAAUGCAGCUCAGCUUCUUCAUGUUCAUGCCCUAGUCACAUCAAAACUUGAUAACUGCAACUCGCUAUUAUGUGGUUUACCUAAGUAUCUGAUUAAACAGCUUCAGCGUGUUCAGAAUGCAGCUGCUCGUGUUCAUACUUGGGAGUUGAUCUGUGACAGAAAUCAUCUCAAAGCGUUGACUCAAGCAGCAUACUUGGCAGGACUUCUUAUUGGUUCUUAUGCGUUUAGCAGCAUAUCUGACCUUUUGGGACGAAGGAUCGCUGUUUUCCUCAGUAUCGCCUUCUUGGCAGUGUGUGGCGCCGUCUCUGCAGUUGCAGACUGCCUCUCUCUUUUCGCCUUGUUCCGUGUCGGUGCAGGAGCCGCCGCUGCUGGAUGUCUACUCUCUCGCUUCGUUUACUGCGUGGAGCUGUCAGUUACGUCAAACAGGACUGCUGCGGGGUUUGUCAGCAACAUCUUCAUGACUGUGGGUUACGCUAUUUUAUCUUUACUGGCCUACUUCAUCAGAGACUGGAGACAUCUGAUGCUUGCAGUCUCGGUACCAGGCGUUUCAUUGCUCUUUUUCUGGUGGUGGAUUCCGGAGUCUCCGCGCUGGCUUGUUGCUAACAAUCGUCUAGAUGAGGCUCAUGGCUUGCUCAUGAAGUACGCCGCCAAAAAUGCCGUCAUUGUUGACCCUAAACAGUUGAGGCACGUGAUCUCGGAAGUAAGGAAGGCUGACGUCAGGAAAAAUGACACUCGGAAAUACGGGACUUUCGAUUUGUUUAGGACACCAAAGCUGAGAAAGAGAAUUAUUAUCUGCUGUUUUAAUUGGUUUGUAAAUGCUCUGGUGUACUUUGGAAUAAGUUUGAACGUGAAGAAUCUCGCCGGAGACAUGUACCUUAACUUCUUCAUCUUGAUUAUCAUCGAGUUACCCAGUGCAUUGUUGGCGUGGUUUUGUCUUCAGAGGUUCGGUCGCCGCAUUCCUUAUUGUGCCUUCAUGUUGAUUGGUGGAAUUGCCGGCAUGCUGGUGUUAGCUGUUCCAAGCAAAGCGGGCUACCAAGCAGUGAUCACAACUUUGGCCAUGAUCGGAAAGUUCUGUAUCUUAUCCACUUUUCUGACCAUCUACGUUUUCACUGCCGAACUUUUCCCGACCGUCAUCAGGAACACUGCUGUGGGUGUCUCCUCUAUGAUGGCCCGUAUUGGAGCAAUAUUGGCACCUUACAUAGUUCUACUGGCGGACCUUCCAAAUCUUAAUAGAACGCUUCCGCUGGUCAUCUUUGGAGUACUUGGAGUAACCGCUGGUAUAGUGGGUUUAUGGCUGCCAGAGACGCUAUUCAGUCCCAUGCCCCAAACCGUGGAACAGGCCGAAGCCUGGGCUGAGGACUAUAAGCUUUAUUGCUGCAAGAAGCCUGGGUCUAAGAAAUCAAAUGAAGGGCCGAAAAAAGUCAACAAUGGAAAAGAGGAAGCACAGAAUCUUUGCAAUAUUGAAAGUCAGGUGUAGUGCUAAAGUACAGAACGUAGUUUUCUUUUAAAGAAGUGUCUAUGAUAUUUUGGAACAUGCAAAAUUACGUAUGUAUAAAGGUAAAACCACAAAUUUCUUCUUUGUUAAAGUAAAAAAACUCAAAACUGGGAGAAAUAAACGGUAAAGGAUCGGUCUUCUUCAAAUUGAA